Messenger RNA from Salvelinus fontinalis (brook trout), 5460 nucleotides. RefSeq names its product pyrroline-5-carboxylate reductase 1, mitochondrial-like. Bases 162 to 1130 code for a protein of 322 amino acids. The record is from RefSeq and is a predicted model, not a curated record. Gene Ontology annotation, molecular function: pyrroline-5-carboxylate reductase activity. NCBI's taxonomy places the organism in Eukaryota, Metazoa, Chordata, Actinopteri, Salmoniformes, Salmonidae. The transcript is spliced from 9 exons. Gene Ontology annotation, biological process: L-proline biosynthetic process.
GGCUACCCGGAACACAUAGAGAUUGGAAGCCACGUUGACAACGAAGUGAUGUUUUGUUUCAUUCCAAAACCGGUGAAAUAACGGUAACUGCACCGGUGUGUCUGUCCAGCGGCCAAAAGGGUUGAAAAUCGUACAGAAGGACAAGCCACUUCACCGGAAAGAUGAGUGUAGGAUUCAUCGGAGCGGGCCAGCUGGCUCACGCGCUGGUGAAAGGGUUCACAUCUGCGGGUGUAAUAGCUACUCAGAGAAUCAUAGCCAGUUCUCCAGAUACUGAUCUGCCUACUGUUGCUGGCCUGAGGAAAAUGGGUGCUAUCCUCACCACCAGUAACAAGGAGGUGGUGAACAAGAGUGAUGUCCUGUUCUUGGCGGUCAAACCCCACAUCAUCCCCUUCGUGCUGGAUGAGAUUGGACCAGACAUAGAGGACAGACACCUUAUAGUGUCCUGUGCUGCAGGAGUCACCAUCAGCUCUAUAGAGAAGAAGCUGCUUCAGUACCGUCCGUUCCCCAAGGUGAUGAGGUGUAUGACCAACACCCCCGUCGUGGUGAGAGAGGGAGCUACAGUCUACGCUACAGGAACACAUGCUGAGGUGGAGGAUGGUAAGUUGUUGGAACAGCUGAUGGCCAGUGUUGGGUUCUGUACAGAGGUGGAGGAGGACCUUAUCGAUGCCGUCACCGGCCUCAGCGGCAGCGGCCCCGCCUACGCGUUCACAGCUCUGGAUGCUCUAGCCGAUGGAGGGGUGAAGAUGGGUCUACCCAGGAGACUAGCGGUCAGACUGGGAGCUCAGGCACUACUGGGAGCAGCUAAGAUGUUGUUGGACUCUGAGCUGCACCCUGGCCAGCUGAAGGACAAUGUGUGUUCCCCUGGGGGAGCCACCAUCCACGCCCUGCACGUGAUGGAGAGUGGCGGAUUCCGCAGUCUGCUCAUCAACGCCGUGGAGGCUUCUUGUAUCAGGACACGGGAGCUGCAGUUCCUAGCGGACCAGGAGCGCAUCUCCCCGGCAGCCAUUAAGAAAACCACCCUGGACAAGGUCAUGCAGCAGCCUGGGGUCAGCCAGGGGUCAGGGGUCAACGGCAAGCCAGGACUCAGCCUCAGGAGAAACCCCCCAGGACCUGUCAAGAAGAACAACUGAGAUGGACACACACACACACACACCUAUAACGCCAGGCCUCAGGAGAAACCCCCCAGGACCUGUCAAGAAGAACAGUGGAUGGAUGGACACACACAUAUACACUCUCACUCACUCACACACAGAAUUUGGAAAUGCAGCUUGUACAGACCCAUAGCCUUGGUCUGACAGGGUGUCUGUGUACACACACGUGAACAGAAAUGCAUGUACAACAUGCCGCCAGUCUACCUUGUCUCCAGUCUGUCUGAGGAUAUGUGUCUCUGUGGUGAUAACGACCCAAUGGGCCAAAACAUCAGUGAAUAUUUCAGAUAGAAAUGCAAUGCAUAGAGCUGACAUGAUUCCUUAUUCUGCAUGACAGAGGAAUCUGUUCUUUGCAAUUCAUUUCUUUCUGAGCGUUUCUUUUUAAUGUUUCCCCUGCAGCUGAAGCAGGCAACAGAUGGCUUCAGUGAUGGCUUUUUUUGCCUGGUGACUCAAACUGAAUUCUUCCCACUGCUCUGUUCACUGCACACGUUGAAGUUGUUUGUGGUGAUGUCAUAAUGAAGGGUGUUGAUCCAAUCGCUGAUGACUUUUGUACAUCUCGAACCAAUCAGAGCAUCAAAGCCAAUGACACAUUUUUUUAAACGCCUCUUUACUCACGUGUGCUUUGGCUCUGGCCCAACCCAUUGGUUUCUGGGACGAAUCGGAACAUUUAUGUGUUUGUGUUUGGGAAAAUCGUCAAGGGGGGUACUCCGAUCCAGACUCAUUUCUGAAAAGAAACGCUGUGGCCUAGCGUUUUCACGGGAGCAAGGAGUUUGGGUACCUAGGCAAGCCAUUUCUAAGGUAGUGUCCCAAAUUGCACCCUAUUCUCCCCCUCCCCAAUAGGGGUCAAAGGUAGUGCACUAUAAAGGAAACAGGCUGCCAUUUGUGAUCCACUCCAAGUGUACUAUACAGACAGUUACAAUGUAUUUUAAAUGAAGCCAGAUAACGCCAUGAAAACCCUUUUAUUUUGUUUGUUGUGAUUUUCUUGUCAUUAUUUUUGACCCACAGUGUUAUUUUAUGGACUGACUGAACAACAAUUGUUUUGAGAAUUUGAGUUGUUUUUGUUUUGUAUAUAUUCUAUUGUCCGUAUGUUGCGGUCACCAUCAGGACAACAAAUGAACACUAGCCACCAGACAAAUGAACACUAGCCACCAGACAAAUGAACACUAGCCACCAGACAAAUGAACACUAGCCACCAGACAAAUGAACACUAGCCACCAGACAAAUGAACACCAGCCACCAGACAAAUGAACACAAGCCACCAGACAAAAUGAACACCAGCCACCAGACAAAUGAACACCAGCCACCAGACAAAUGAACACCAGCCACCAGACAAAUGGACACCAGCCACCAGACAAAUGGACACCAGCCACCAGACAAAUGCUGGUAAAAGGUCUGGGUGACUGGUAAAUUUUUCAAUCCAUGAGUCACAAUGGCUGGCACGCCAAAAAUAUAUUUUCAGGCGCUGGUCACCAUCAUUAGUUUCUAAACCUCUCUACUGUGUGAGAAUGUGGGUCGCCAGGUCAAAGCAGGCCCAUUGUUUACAUGGUGUGACCUUUUAACUCCGGAAAGGUUUCUCUCACAGGGUCAGGUACAAGGUCAAUGCAAGCUUUGUCACUGCUCACCUGCUUCUUCCUCAAAGUUCCUGUUUGUAUUGUUCCAUGUCAGAUGACCUCUGUCUCCGGAGGAAACCAUGGAUCUAAAAACACACCGAAAUCAUCAUCAUGUGGGUUCAUCUGGCAUCUGCAUAGAUUACCAGAACUUAACCAUACCUGGAGACGUGUUCAACAUCUCAGUAACCACAGCAACGUGAUGUAACAAUCUGAUCAUCUGCAUAGAUUACCAGAACUUAACCAUACCUGGAGACGUGUUCAACAUCUCAGUAACCACAGCAACGUGAUGUAACAAUCUGAUCAUCUGCAGACACAUUCUGUCUAUCUGUUAAGUGAGGAAGACUCAUCCUUCAGUGAAGAAGAUGCUUCCAUGUUAUGAUCUGUCUCUCUAAAAGGGAACGUGGUAUUUAACCUUCUAGUGCUAGUAUACCUACUUUAUAUCCAUCGUCAUUCACUUUACCAUGGAACUAUUCAUGUGUAUGUUUUGAUACUGAUUAUGGAGAAUGUGUAUGGUCAAUUACCAAAGGCUCUGUCCUAAAUUGUAUAUUGAGUUAGCAUAUGGAAGUGAAAGGAGGCGAGUUGAGGAAGCUACCUACCAUAGAGUAUUGGGAUGCAGCCCAGCUCUAGCUGUUCAGUUAUUUCAACUCAGCAUCUGCAGACACAGAGGAAGUCACAGUAUAGUACGUGGACGUGUCCCCCUCCCCCCUGUUGCCUUGACAAGUACGGUUCUACAGAUGUCAUCGCCCGUCAUCGUCACAUACUCACCGAGGGACAGACGGGGUAAAGUUUCAACCCCUGUGCCCCCACGGAUACAAAUAGACAUUUGUGAAGAGUGUCUGUGUACCAAAUGGCACCCUAUUCCCUACAUGGUGCUCUAUGGGUCCUGGUCCAAUGUUGUCUACUAUACAGGGAAUGGCACCCUAUUCCCUACAUAGGGCUCUAUGGGUCCUGGUCCAAUGUUGUCUACUAUACAGGGAAUGGCACCCUAUUCCCUACAUAGGGCUCUAUGGGUCCUGGUCCAAUGUUGUCUACUAUACAGGGAAUGGCACCCUAUUCCCUACAUAGUGCUCUAUGGGUCCUGGUCCAAUGUUGUCUACUAAACAGGGAAUGUGGUGGCAUUUGGGAGUCAGGAUGCAGACAGUUUUUCCCUCGCUGCCAUAGAUACGGAUUCUGAUUGGUUGGCGAGGGAGGAAACGAGACACCGGUUUUAGAACACUGUCGGCAAUAAGAAGGUGGGUGACAUCUCAGGUCCAGGAGAGGUUCUGGUCAGGGUGGAUGUGGCAUUCUAUUCCCUAUAUAGUGCAACACUUCUGACUAGGGCCCAUAGGGCUGUGGUCAGGGGUGGAUGUGGCAUUCUAUUCCCUAUAUAGUGCAACACUUCUGACUAGGGUCCAUAGGGCUGUGGUCAGGGUGGAUGUGGCAUUCUAUUCCCUAUAUAGUGCAACACUUCUGACUAGGGCCCAUAGGGCUGUGGUCAGGGUGGAUGUGGCAUUCUAUUCCCUAUAUAGUGCAACACUUCUGACUAGGGUCCAUAGGGCUGUGGUCAGGGUGGAUGUGGCAUUCUAUUCCCUAUAUAGUGCAACACUUCUGACUAGGGCCCAUAGGGCUGUGGUCAGGGGUGGAUGUGGCAUUCUAUUCCCUAUAUAGUGCAACACUUCUGACUAGGGUCCAUAGGGCUGUGGUCAGGGGUGGAUGUGGCAUUCUAUUCCCUAUAUAGUGCAACACUUCUGACUAGGGCCCAUAGGGCUGUGGUCAGGGUGGAUGUGGCAUUCUAUUCCCUAUAUAGUGCAACACUUCUGACUAGGGCCCAUAGGGCUGUGGUCAGGGUUAGAUGUGGCAUUCUAUUCCCUAUAUAGUGCAACACUUGUAACUAGGGCCCAUAGGGCUGUGGUCAGGGGUGGAUGUGGCAUUCUAUUCCCUAUAUAGUGCAACACUUCUAACUAGGGCCCAUAGGGCUGUGGUCAGGGGUGGAUGUGGCAUUCUAUUCCCUAUAUAGUGCAACACUUCUAACUAGGGCCCAUAGGGCUGUGGUCAGGGUGGAUGUGGCAUUCUAUUCCCUAUAUAGUGCAACACUCCUGACUAGGGCCCAUAGGGCUGUGGUCAAAAGUAGUGCACUAGGAAAUGUGGGUGCCAAUGAGCAUGCACAGACUGGCUCUUGGGGUUACCCAACAUCAACUAAUCUACUUUUUGGAGGGCACAUUGAUAUUUAAGUUGUUAUGAGGGUGCCCAGCCCUCCUGCAAUUCAAAUCAUGGUUAAUUUCCUGCCUUAUUUCUCUCCUUUAUACUCUAAACUUUGAAGUCAAACUAAAAGAAAGUCAUCCAAGUUCAUUUACUUCUACAAUAACUUUUAUAUUGCCUUCAACAAUAAUACAGGACUCAGGCCAAUUGUUUGUUUGCCUCUGAAAUAUUAAUGCAGAAGACCAUGUUGUGUGUGAAUUGUCCUCCACGGCAGAUCCAUUGUAAAGUCUGGAGUCUGAAUAGACUAACUACUUUACAAGGCACCAGGUGUAGAAGGUGAUGGCGAUAUGCAAGAAAACCGUCGAGACAAGCGGCAGUCGAGAUAAAUUUUCCCCAAUCACAGUUGAACAAUACUAACCGCUUGUAGCCUACAGGAUUACCAUAGCUAGAUUCCGGUUAAAAAGUGGCCUUUGAUUAAAGUGUGUGUGUGUGUGUGUAAAAAAAAAUAAAGGCCUUGAUUAAAA